Molecule: messenger RNA, 12310 nt
Organism: Symphalangus syndactylus (siamang)
Lineage: Eukaryota; Metazoa; Chordata; Mammalia; Primates; Hylobatidae
Gene: TAB2
Product: TGF-beta activated kinase 1 (MAP3K7) binding protein 2
Biological process (GO): positive regulation of canonical NF-kappaB signal transduction; positive regulation of protein kinase activity
Molecular function (GO): ubiquitin binding; K63-linked polyubiquitin modification-dependent protein binding
Source: RefSeq, a predicted model, not a curated record
UUUUUUUAUGUUAGCUUGUGUUAGUUUGUUCUUGCAUUGGUAUAAAGAAAUACCCAAGACUGGGUAAUUCAGAAAGAAUAAGGGUUUAAUUGGCUCCUAGUUCUGCAGGCUGUACAAGAAGUAUGUUGCCAAGCAUCUGCUCACCUUUUGGCAAGACUUCAGGAAGCUUACAAUCAUGGCCGAAGGCACAGGGGAAGCCAGUGUGUCACAUGGCAAGAGCAGAAGCAAGGGAGGAGGAAGUUUUAAACAGCCAGAUCUCAUGACAACUCAAUCGUAAGAACAGUGCCAAGGCAGGUGGCACUAAACCAUUCAUAAGAAAUCCACCCUCAUGGUCCAGUCGCCUCCCACCAGGUCCCAUCUCCAACACUGGGGAUCAUAAUUCAACAUGAGAUUUAGAGAAGACAGCAUCCAAACUGUAUUAUUCCGCCCCGCCUCUCAAAAUCUCAUGUUCUUCUCACAUUUCAAAAUAUUCCUUCCUAAUAGUCCUCCAAAAGUUUCAGCUCAUUUCAGCCUCAUUCAAAAGUCCAAAGUAUCAUCUGAGAUAAGCCAAGUCCCCUUUACCUAUGAGUCUGUAAAAUCAAAACAAGUUAUUCACUUUCAAGAUACAGUGGGGGUACAGGCAUGGGGUAAACAUUCCCAUUCCAGAAGGGAGAAAUUGGCCAAAAGAAAGGGGCUACAGGCUUCAUACAGGUUUAAAACCCAGUAGGGCAGUCAUUAAAGCUCCAAAAUAAUCGCCUUUGACUCCACGUCCCGCAUCCAGGCCUUUGAGCAGCCCUGCCUGUGUCUGCAGGGUUCAGCCACCACAGGUGUUCUCAUGGGUUGGAGUUGAGUGUCUGCAGCUUUUUCUAGAACAAGAUGUAAGCUGCUGGUGGACCUAACAUUCUAGGGUCUGGAGGACGGGGGUCCCUUUCCCCAGCCCUACUAGGCAGUGCCCCCAUGGAGACUCUGUGGGGCCUCCAACUCCACAUUUUCCUUCCAUACAGCCCUAGUAGAGGUUUUUUGUGAGGGUCCUGCCCUGCUGCAGGCUUCUACCUGGCCACCCAGACUUUCUCAUACUUCCUCUGAAAUCUAGGUGGAGGCUGCCAAGCCUCCUUCACUCUUGCACUGUGCACACCUGUAGGCUUAACACCAUAGACGCUGCCAAGGUUUAAGGUGGCAUACAUUCUCCAAAGCAGCAGCCGCCCAAGUUGUUCUUGGGGCCCUUUGAGCCACAGCUGGAGCGGCCUGGAUUCAGGGAGCAAUGUCCUGAGCUGUGCAGGGCUGGGCCUGGCCACCUGAACCAUAAUUUCCUCCUGGUUUCUGAGCCUGUGAUGGGAGGGGCUGCUGCAAAAAUCUCUGAAAUACCUUCGAGGCCUUUUUCCCAUUGUCUUGGCUGUUCGCACUUGGCUCCUUUUCAGUCGGGCCAAUCUCUAGCAAGUGGUUAGUCCACAGCCUGCUUGAAUUCCUGUCCCGAAAAAGCCUUUUCUUUCUCUGCCACAUGGCCAGACUGCAUGUUUUCCAAACUUUUAUAGUUCUACUUCCCCUUUAAAUAUAACUUCCAACAUUAAGUCAUUUCUUUGCUCCAACAUCUGAGUAUAGGUUGUUAGAAACAUCCAGGCCACAUCAGAAAUUUCUUCUGUCAGAUGCCCUAAAUCAUCACUCUUAAGUUGAAACUUCCACAGAUCCCUAGGGCAUGAACACAAUACAGCCAAGCUCUUUCCUAAGGCAUGACAAGGUUGACUUUGCUCUGGUUCCUAUAAGUUCUUCAUUUCCAUCUUAGUUUUUAUCACCUUGGCCUUCCCUGUGCAUAUCACUAUCAAGAUUUUGAUUAUAAGCAUUUAACCAGUCUCUAAGAAUUUUCAGAUUUUCCCUCAUUUUCCUGUCUUCCUCUGAGUCCUGCAAACUCUUCUAACCUCUGCCUGUUACCCAGUUCCCAAGUUGCUUCCACAUUUUCAAGUAUCGUUAUAGUAGUGCCCCAUUCCCAGUACCAGUUUUCUGUGUUAGACCAUUCUUGCAUUGCUGUAAAGACAUACCCGAGAUUAGGUAAUUCAGAAAGAAAAGAGGUUUAAUCGGCUCAUGGUUCUGCAGGCUGUAUAGGAAGCAUGGUGCCGGGCAUCUGCUUCGCUUCUGGCGGGACCUCAGGAAGCUUACAGCUAUGGCAGAAGGCAACGGGGGAACCUGGAUAUCACACAGAGCGGGUGCAAGAGACAGGAGGUGCCACACACUUUUGAAGAGCCAUAUCUCACAAGAACUCACUAUCGUGAGGACAGUGCUAAGGGGAUGGCACUAAACCACUUACGAGAAAUCCGCCUCCAUGAUUCAUUCACCAUCAGGCCCCACCUCCAACACUGGGGAUCACAGUUCAGAAUGAGAUUUAAAGGAGAUAAUACCCAAACUAUAUUAUAACCUUUUAAAGUAAAUUGAAAACUGAAAUUUGUCUGGACUUUGGAGCAAUUUAAAUUACACAAAAAUUACCUUUUUUUGGAAAGUUUUAGAAAACUAUCCCAUCUGGCUUGGUGUACUGGGGAAGGGGAGACUAGUCAAGAGCAGUUAACUUCAAUCUUUGACAGACUUUGCCAUAUUUUUAUAGUCAUUGUUUUGAGGUUUUGUUUUGUUUUUAAUAUCAAGGCAGCUUGUUUUCUAGAAAAUAAUUCAUCUAAUCUAAAUCUACAACUUAAGCACAAUAGUAAUGUUUCUCCCUUGUCCCCUCCCUCCCAUUUCUCCCCAUUUUCCCUAGUCUUAGAAUUGCAAGAGCUUUGUUAUUUUAUCAGACUUGGUUGAAUACCGGCUUUGGUCACGUAUGAUUAAUAUUCUACAGUUUUUUUAAUUAAAAUUAUACUUUUCUUCCCUAAAUACCACUACAGGAAGGAACCUUGGAGAUUUAGUCCAUCCUUCGUUAUUGACUAAGUAUCUAGGCUAACAGUAUUUAUAGGGGGGAAAUGUAAUAUAAACAUUGAAUAUUGAUUAAACAAAAAUUGUAAAAUAAGUAACUGGGCAGAGGAGUAUAGCAGUGGAGAAGUAUGGUAUAUAUAUAUAUGUGGGGUAGGCACUGAGUUCUAAAGCUAAAUCUUUAUUUUCUCAUAAAUGGCACUAAACCAUUUAUGAGAAAUUCGCCCCCAUGAUUCAUUCACCACCAGGCCCCACCUCCAACAAUAGGUAGGAAUGUGGAAAAACAGCUCAGUCUUGACCAUGGUUACCUCUACAGAGUAGGACUCAAAGAUGUAGAGCCAUGAGGCAGGGAAAGUUUCCCUAAUGAGCUUCAUAGCACUUGCUGGCUUUUUAAACUGUUUACAUGUUUUCUUUCUUAAACAUUUUUUAAAGUUUCAUUACAGGAUAAUGCCACAGUAAAAUAUUUUCUGAACAAAAAAUUCGUUAAGAUGUUUGAAAAUCCAUCUUUAAACAUGCUCUUCAGUUUUUUUGAGGAUAGAAAGAAUGUUGACCAUUGUGAAAAAAUAAUUACUAUAUAAUAUUUUAUCCAUAAUAUAACUAAUGAUAUAUUUAAAUUAUAUGAUAGGAUUAUCUCAUUCACACCCAGGUUUUAAUUAAUGCUGGUACCACAGAUGCCUCUCACAUUUUUCUCUGCAGGUCAGAUCUGUCCUUUGAGCGCUGGACCCAUAUAUCACAACUCCCUGUAUGGUAUCUCUAUUUGGAUGUUUUAAAGGUACCCUAGCUUCCACAGGUUCAGAAACAAACCUGUAAUCCUUCUCUUUGUUUCUACUCUUUGAUUUUUCCCAUUGUUUCCUAAUUCAGAGAUGAGACCACUAUCCAGUUGAGCAAAUCAGAAAUCAACUUUGACACCUCCUUCGCUUUUGCCCCAAUUUCUAAUCCAUCACCAAAUUUCUGUACAUUUUUACUUCCUAAAUAUCCCUUAAGGUCUUCCACUUCUCUCUACCUAGUCUCCAUUGCUAUUCACCGUACAGGCUAUUACCAUUUCCUGGCUGAACUACAGCAGUGGUUUUCUGACUGGUCUUCUCAUAUAUUCUUUUACCCUUUUUCCUUACAAUAGCCGUUUUUUAUGCACACAUGAUUUCUUGAUCAUGUCACCUUUCCUACCUCUGAGCUUUAAGUCCUUCAGUGGCUUCUCAUUGUUCUUAAGAUAAAAUCCCCAAAUUUUAAUGGGCUAUAAGGCACUUCAUGAUUUGGGCCCUACCUAUUUUGCUUGAUCUUUCCUCUCUACAGUUUUUUCUAAUGUUCCAUGCUCCCAUGCUCUGCUUUGGAAUGAUGUGAAAGAGAUAAAAACAGUGGCUGUGAUAGCCACAAGAGAUAUGGCAGACAGCAGACCCAGUGCAGAAGAAAGCAGACAGAAGAUAAAAUAAUGAGCAAGUUAAAAUAGUUAUCUAAAUUAUAAAUGUGUAUUUAUGUGCCUUUAACCUAGCAAUUUCUGUGAUCUGCAGGGCAAAGACAUUGACCCUAAUACUUGUACUAUCUCCAGCAUGGUAUCUCCUGCAUACUAGGCACUCAUUAAAUGUAUGGUUGGUAGAUAAAUAGAUGAUGAUAGUCCCAGUUUUAAAUACUCUUAUCUAGUUGCCUCAUAAAUGCCCAAAUUUUCAUAAGACCUAUAUAUCCAGUUACAUUCUUUGUUUUUGUUUGUUUUUUUAAUCUGGAGACGUGGUCUCGUGUUAAACAGUUAGCUUUUGUAUACUCUUAUAGUCCUAGAAACAUCCACUAUGGUAAACUGCACUGAAUAUGAAGCAUAACUUGCAGUCUGAGUGAGCCAUUAACCAGUGCCUAGUACUCUUCACUGUAAUAGUUACUAAGAAAUCAAAAAUUGUUUACAUAAUCUUUAAGAAAGGAAAGAAUAUGGCACAUUUUAUAAACCUUUCCAAUAGGUUUACUUAUGUUUUGUGGUACUGUAUAUACUCUGCUACUAUUUAGAAGGAAUUAACCCUCCUAGAUCAUUUUAUCUGGUGGAAGUUUAGAUGCCAGAACUUUAUACCUAUUGCUUCAAACAUUUCAUAAAGUAUGAUUUCUUUAUUAUUUUUCUCAGGAGAGGGUUUAUUUUGCAUCUUACCAUAGGAAAUGUGUCUCUGUUUAUUAUGAGAAAUAAUUUUACAAAGUAAAUUUACAAGAUAUUUCUUGGUUUUUGUUUUGAAAUUAAGUAAAUACCAGUUGUUUCAGUAAUAUGUUUGGGUUGUGCUUACAAAUGACUUACUGCUCCACAAAGGCUACAUUUUCAAAUAGUUAUAUUGCUUUCACUCUUAAAGUUUACUUUUGCUGGGUAUAGUAUGUGGGUUGAUUGACAGUUUGGUUUUUUCAUCUUUCAGCACUUAUAUUAUGUCGUUUCACUAUCUUCUGAUGCCUCCAUUGUUUCUGAUGAGAAGUCAUCAUUUAAAUUAUUGUCAUUCUUAUUGUUCAUCCUCCUUUAAAUAAUAAAAAUGUGUCUCCAUCAGACUAUUUGCCUCGCCCUCAAAUUGUGUAUAAAUUAUUUUUUUUCAAAUCUAGAUCAUUUGAAAUAUGUUUUGGAAGCCUUAUAGAAGGAAACUAUAAAGAAACCUUAUAAUAAAAUAUUCACUUUGGCUGUUUUCAAGAUUUUCUUUUUGGUUUUCAGCAGUUUGACUAACUCGUGCCUAUGUAUCGUCUGUUUUUUUCUAUUCAGGAUUUGCUGAUAUUUUAAAUCUGUAAAUUUAUAUAUUUUACUAACAAAAUUUUUAGCCAUAAUUUCUUCAGAUAUUUUUUCUACCUCAUUCUUUCUCCCCUUUCCUUCUGAAUCUCCAGUUACAAGUAUGUUAUGAUACCUUGCCACAGGUCCCUAAGGUUCUAUUUCUCUCCUCCCCCUUGCCCACAGUCACUUUUCUAUUCAUCCUUCAGAUUGGAUAAUUUCUAUUGCUUUGUCUUCAAGUUCACUGACUGUCAUUUCCUAUCCACAGUUAAGUCUGCCCAGUGAAUUUUUUCAGAUAUUUUAUUUUUUAGUUCUUAAAUUUUUAUUUGCUUUAUAUAUGUAUAAUUUCCAUUUCUUUGCUGAGAGUUCCAAGCAUAUUUGCACUUAAGUCCUUCAGCAUAGUUAAAAUAGCUGCUUUAAAAUGCUUAGGUGCUAAUUCUAGCAGCUGGCUUAUCUUGGACUUGGUCUCCACUGGUUGCCUUUUCUCUUGAGUAUGGGUCAGUUUUUUUCUGUUUAUGUGUAACAAUUUUGGAUUUUAUUUAGGACAUUAUGAAUGCCAUGUGGAGACUCUGGAUUCUGUAUUGCUCCAGUGAGUAUUGAUGUUUGGUUCGUUAUCUGUUUCAAGCCAGAUAACUUGACUACACUUAAAGUAUAAGCUCUGAAAUCUCAGUUCAGUUACUUUAACCUUAGCCUUGCUGCUUGAAUGGAAUCUGUCGCAAAUAUGUAUAGUUCGGAGAUCAAAGAUAAAUACAGAGUUUAUACACAGAAUUUAGGGCUUCCUCUCUGUGGUUCUCUCCUUCCUGUGAUUUACUCACUAAGCUUUCAGCUGUUGUGAUCAUGCCAUCAUCUGUCCUUUGGUUCCUCAAGCAAGUAAGACUGCAGGUUUUUUAUCUGAGUUUUAGCUACCCAAACUAACUGGGACCUGCUCUCUGAGUAAAAGCCAUUAAAAAAUGGGAAGUUACCCUUGCUGUUUCCUUCUUCCAAGUGCUGACCCCUUUUUCUUCCUUCCCCCAAUUUGUUUCUGCCUUCAGGUAGUUUUUUAUGCAUUUCUACUGUUUAUAGUUGUUAUUCAUGAAAGAUUUGGUCUGGUAGGCGUUACUCAGCCAUUACAGGAAGUAGAACCCAUAAAAUAAAAUUGUACAAUUGAAGAAUGUUAUCAUUUGUGUAGGUGAUAGUCUUUAUUAGAAAAGCAGGCAAGUAUGGUGAGAGAUUUCAGUAUCUGUUUUAAUAAUGAAAUAUGUUGAAAUUUGUUUUCAUGGUUCAUCCUCCUUUAAAUAAUAAAAAUGUGUCUCAAUCAGACUAUUUGCCUCUCCCUCAAAUUGUGUAUAAAUUAUUUUUUUUCAAAUCUAGAUCAUUUGAAAUAUGUUUUGGAAGCCUUGUAGAAGGAAACUAUAAAGAAACCUUAUAAUAAAAUAUUCACUUUAUUCAACAAAUGUGUUGCAUCUUCUGUGAGCCAGGAAUGAUCUAGAUCCUGGAUAUAGAACCGUGAACUUCAGAGUCCUUGAUCCCGUGGGGCUAAUGUUUUGGGGAUAGAGAGAUAAUAAAAUGUAUCUCAGGUGUUGAUACAUGUUAUGAAGUAAAAGCAGUAUGAGGGUGCAAUGGUGGGAGAUGGGGAAGAGUUAUGGCAUUAUUUAGAUAGAGGGAUUGGUCAGGGAAACUGUCUCUGAAGAAGUGACAUUUGAUCAACAUUCUUAAUGAUGUAAGAGAAGGGAACCAUGCAGGUGGAUCUAAGGGAAAACUAUUCCAGUAGCAAAGGAGCAGCAAAUCGGAUAGUCCUAAGGGAAGAACAAGAGUGGCUUCUUUGAGAAAUCAGCAGACUGCCAUUUUGAAUUGAGGGAACAAGGAGAGGGUAGAAGAUGAAGUUAGAGGGGUGGUAGAUAGUCAGAGGCUUUGUUACGUUGCAUUUUGAACAGGGAAAGUGAUGACUCUGAUUUACUUUUCACAAAGAUCACACUGCUCAGUAAAGAAAAUACUGGGGAUGGGAGGAAGUGGUAUGUUGGCAAAAAGAAUGAAGGUGGGGAGACCUAUUGAGGCCUUUGCAGUAGUAGUCUAGAUGAAUUAUGAUGGUGGCUUGGACAAGAGCAGUAACAAGUGGGAAAAAUUGGUUAGAUUCAGAAUGCUUUUUAUAUAUAAGCCAAGAAGUCUUGAUGGUAGAUUAGAUGUGGGAUGAGAGAAAGAACAACUGGAUGAAUGGUGGUACCAUUUACUGACAUGGAAAAGACUGGGAAAGGAUUGAUUUGGAUGGGGGAGGAAUUAAGAGUUUGAUUUUGGACAUACUGAGCUUGAAAUAAGUUGAUACACAAAAGGAGAUGUCAGUUAGCCAGUUGGAUAUGUUAGUCUCAAGGAAGAGAUUGGAGUUGGAGAUAAUAAUUUGCCAAGCACCACUAUAUAGAUAUUAUUUAAAGCAAUACAUUUGAAUGAAAUUACCUUGAAGACGAAUGUAGAUAUAGUUGAAAGGAAACCAUAGAUCUGAACUCUACCAGCCACCAACAUUCAGAUGUCCAGAAAAGGAAAAGGAUCCAGCAAAGUAAACUGAGAAGAAUCUGCCAGUAAGUAGAAGGAAAGCCAGAGGAGUAUAAACCUCAGAAGCCACAUGAAGAAAUUGUUUAAAGAAUGAGGGAGUAGUGGUUGAAUGGGUCCUGAGCUACAGAGAGAUCUAAAAAUGCUUGGACAGAAGAGAUGAGUACUAUUUCCACUAAGGCCUAGAAUUGCCUACUGUACAAAUAGUCCUGAUCAGGCAAUAUACGAAUGGCCCAAGGAAGCCACCAAAUUGAUUUUCAGGUUUUACAUGACCUGCGACAAAAAUUCCCUGAAGUACCUGAAGUUGUUGUAUCCAGGUGCAUGUUACAGAAUAAUAAUAACCUGGAUGCCUGCUGUGCUGUUCUCUCUCAGGAGAGUACAAGAUAUCUUUAUGGUGAAGGAGACUUGAAUUUUUCAGAUGAUUCUGGAAUUUCUGGUCUACGCAAUCACAUGACUUCUCUCAACUUGGACUUGCAAUCACAGAACAUUUAUCACCAUGGAAGAGAAGGAAGUAGGAUGAAUGGAAGUAGGACUCUAACGCACAGCAUUAGUGAUGGACAACUUCAAGGUGGCCAGUCCAAUAGUGAACUAUUUCAGCAGGAGCCACAGACAGCACCAGCUCAAGUUCCUCAAGGCUUUAAUGUUUUUGGAAUGUCCAGUUCUUCUGGCGCUUCAAAUUCAGCACCACAUCUUGGAUUUCACUUAGGCAGCAAAGGAACAUCUAGCCUUUCUCAACAAACUCCCAGAUUUAAUCCCAUUAUGGUAACUUUAGCCCCAAAUAUCCAGACUGGUCGUAAUACUCCUACAUCUUUGCACAUACAUGGUGUACCUCCACCUGUACUUAACAGUCCACAGGGAAAUUCUAUCUAUAUUAGGCCUUACAUUACAACUCCUGGUGGUACAACUCGACAGACACAACAGCAUUCUGGCUGGGUAUCUCAGUUUAAUCCCAUGAACCCUCAGCAAGUUUAUCAACCUUCACAGCCUGGUCCCUGGACUACUUGUCCUGCAUCUAAUCCUCUGUCACAUACCUCAUCUCAACAGCCAAAUCAGCAAGGCCACCAGACCUCUCAUGUCUACAUGCCAAUCAGUUCACCUACUACUUCACAACCACCAACCAUUCAUUCAUCUGGUAGCUCACAGUCUUCUGCCCAUAGCCAAUAUAACAUUCAGAAUAUUUCAACAGGACCUCGAAAAAACCAGAUUGAAAUCAAACUUGAACCCCCACAAAGAAAUAAUUCUUCAAAACUGCGUUCUUCUGGACCUCGAACCGCCAGCACUUCCUCUUCAGUCAACAGCCAAACCUUAAACAGAAAUCAGCCCACUGUUUACAUAGCUGCCAGCCCCCCAAAUACGGAUGAGCUGAUGUCCCGUAGUCAACCUAAGGUCUAUAUUUCAGCUAAUGCCACCACAGGAGAUGAACAGGUCAUGCGGAAUCAGCCCACACUCUUCAUAUCCACAAACUCUGGAGCAUCUGCUGCCUCUAGGAACAUGUCUGGGCAAGUGAGCAUGGGUCCUGCCUUUAUUCAUCACCAUCCUCCCAAAAGUCGAGCAAUAGGCACUAACUCUGCAACCUCUCCUCGAGUGGUAGUCACUCAGCCCAAUACGAAAUACACUUUCAAAAUUACAGUUUCUCCCAAUAAGCCCCCUGCAGUUUCACCAGGGGUGGUGUCCCCUACCUUUGAACUUACAAAUCUUCUAAAUCAUCCUGAUCAUUAUGUAGAAACCGAGAAUAUUCAGCACCUCACGGACCCUACGUUAGCACAUGUGGAUAGAAUAAGUGAAACACGGAAACUGAGUAUGGGAUCUGAUGAUGCUGCCUACACACAAGCUCUUUUGGUACACCAGAAGGCCAGAAUGGAACGACUUCAAAGAGAACUUGAGAUUCAAAAGAAAAAGCUGGAUAAAUUAAAAUCUGAGGUUAAUGAAAUGGAAAAUAAUCUAACUCGAAGGCGCCUGAAAAGAUCAAAUUCUAUAUCCCAGAUACCUUCUCUUGAAGAAAUGCAGCAGUUGAGAAGUUGUAAUAGACAACUCCAGAUUGACAUUGACUGCUUAACCAAAGAAAUUGAUCUUUUUCAAGCCCGAGGACCACAUUUUAAUCCCAGCGCUAUUCAUAACUUUUAUGACAAUAUUGGAUUUGUAGGUCCUGUGCCACCAAAACCCAAAGAUCAAAGGUCCAUCAUCAAAACACCAAAGACUCAAGACACAGAAGAUGAUGAGGGAGCUCAGUGGAAUUGUACUGCCUGUACUUUUUUGAACCAUCCAGCCUUAAUUCGCUGUGAACAGUGUGAGAUGCCAAGGCAUUUCUGAGCCAAAUGGCCCUGUAUCUUCUCUAAAACCACAUCUAAAGUUCAAGAAACUAGUCUGUCAUCGGGAAAAAGUUUCACUGCUACAUAGGAUUUUGUCAAAUUGAAGGUGUGAGAAGAUGGUGUUGUGCUAAUGUUAAAUGUCAGCCCACAGAGCUAAUAAUACCUCAGUAUAAUGUCAUGAGCAGUUGAAAUUCAUCACAUGAAAAGUAAUCUGCUGAAAGACUUGGUUGUCCACUGCCUAACUGUGUACAGUGUUACCAGUGUCCCAUUAUGGAUAAUUCUCAAUAUGUUAACACCUAGGUGUUCCCAGUACCUUUUUCCUCUCAUGUCACUACUGAAUUUUGACAGGAGGAAGGAAUAGAAUGAUAGCUUGUUUUAUUUGUAAAGCUUUCAGUGAAACACUACAUACACGAAGAAAAGGAACAAGGUUUAACUAUUUAAGAACUGUUUGCUGCCGCAUAGUGCCAUUGGAUAGGGGAAGAACUUCAGAAAUCUGUGGUACUCUUGGCCUUGUCUUUGUCUUCCCUGAACAUGUCUGCACUCUGUGAAGCCAGCAUCUAGGGGCUAAAGAUGCAAAGGAAAGCAGCAUGCAUUGUCUGUACAAAUGUGCAGUGAAAUACCCCAAAGCUUUUCCUACUGUACAGAUCUCUUGAGUCUGCUUUAAGUGAUUUUUCUUCUUGAUUAUUUUCUUAUAUUUCUAUAUGUAUAGUGUAAUAGCCUUUUGUUAACUAAUUUUCUUUUUUCCUUUUAGUAAUUAAGCACGAUCAUGUCCCUUUUUAAGCCUUACCUGAGAGGAGCAAUGCCUUAAAAUAAAAAAGCAUUAAUGAGAUGAAACUAUGCACAGAAUAACUUUCCUCUACUUAUUCUGUACUUUGCCCUCAUGAGUUCCAAUGUUGUGUGAAGACAGGCAGAUGCUGCACAGUGAAUUGCAGAUGAUAUUACAGAAGUGAUGUCUGUAGGUCACAUUAAAUAUUGACUUGAGCAGUGGGUGACACAACACAGUGUUUUGUCUUCCACAGGGAAGCUUAAAAGAUAUUUUUAACCCACUGACAGAACAACAAGGUUAAGCUUCAUCUGCUUGGUGUCCCACAGAACUUGCACAAGCGAUUGUUAUUGGGAAAGUACAGUCUCAAAACCAGCAACAGCAGCAGUACCUACAGCCCUUUUUUUGGAGAGAAGUUUAAAUGCUUUACUGUUGGGGCAGUCCAUUUCUAAUCCUGACUUGGUGACAGUAUCAUGUGUAUUUAUAAAACAAGGCUAGCCAUAUUUAGGACAACUGAAGAAAAGCUGGAAAAAAAGAAAAACAAGCAAACUUGAACACUGAAGCAACCUCAAGCAUCUCUUUAUUUUGAUGAUAUAUUUUUGUAAGGAAAAUAAAUAUUCAGAUGAUCAGGAAUGUAUAUAACUAAAUGAAAUCAAGAAAAAGAAAUAACAGUAUGCAUUUAAAAAGACAGAAUUAUGAAAUUAUAUGAGUGCUUAGAAUGGGGCUAAGGGAAGUGCUGAAAUAGAGCAAAGGAUGGAAGAUAAUAUAGACUAUCACCCACUGUAAAUGUUUGCAAGUGGCUGUGUUUUAAAUGGGAUUAUUACAGUUGAUCUCUAUGAAUGUCAGAGCCUUAACUUUCAGGCUUUGCAUUUUGUAUAUGGGAAGAAAUAUGACAAUCCUAGGUAAUUAAACCAUAAACCCAAAGCCCUUACGUUUGAUGCAGUUUAUUUUUAAAAUAGGCCUUGUUUUUCAGCUUCAUCUGCAGUUCUAUGUGAAGAUUGAUAAAUCAGUUUUUACUUGUUUUAUUAAUAAAACGUAAUUUGGAUAUCUUGAGUUGAUGGUUUUGUGAUUUAGCUGGGUAAACUAUCUUUGUAACAGAUAAGUUAUUUAUAAAAAUUAAAAAACUUAUAUUCUAAUGUG